Molecule: messenger RNA, 1879 nt
Organism: Callorhinchus milii (elephant shark)
Lineage: Eukaryota; Metazoa; Chordata; Chondrichthyes; Chimaeriformes; Callorhinchidae
Gene: mccc2
Product: methylcrotonyl-CoA carboxylase subunit 2
Exons: 17
Coding region: 16-1764 (582 amino acids)
Biological process (GO): L-leucine catabolic process
Cellular component (GO): methylcrotonoyl-CoA carboxylase complex; mitochondrion
Molecular function (GO): methylcrotonoyl-CoA carboxylase activity
Source: RefSeq, a predicted model, not a curated record
UCACGGCUGUCGGGGAUGCUGCGGGCUGUGAGGCUCAGGCUGUGCCUGGCGGGGGCUGGGCCGGGCUGGGGCCGGGGCUCGGGCUGGGGCCCGGGGCCGGGGCCUGGAGCCGGGCCGCUCUCCUGGCGGCGGCGCUGCUACCACGGGGACACGGUGGCGAGCAUUGGCUCACGGCUCGAUGCGAACUCCGAGCUGUACCAGGAAAAUCAUGACCGAAUGAAGGCCAUAGUAAAUGAACUAAAGGAACGAGCAGAGAAAAUCAGAUUGGGUGGAGGAGAAAAGGCUCGGCGAUUACACACAUCCAGAGGAAAGUUGCUGCCCAGAGAACGCAUUGACAGACUGCUUGAUCCAGGGUCUCCGUUCCUGGAGUUCUCCCAGUUUGCAGGUUAUCAGUUGUAUGGGAAUGAAGAGGUACCAGCAGGGGGCAUUAUCACCGGCAUUGGAAGGGUAUCAGGGGUUGAAUGUUUGAUUAUUGCCAAUGAUGCAACAGUGAAAGGAGGAUCAUAUUAUCCCAUUACAGUCAAGAAACACAUACGAGCGCAGGAGAUUGCACAUCAGAACCACCUACCAUGCAUUUAUUUGGUUGACUCCGGCGGUGCAAACCUACCUCGGCAAGCAGAGGUUUUUCCAGAUCGAGACCAUUUUGGGCGUAUCUUUUAUAACCAGGCUGUCAUGUCUGCUAAAGCAAUUGCACAGAUAGCUGUGGUAAUGGGCUCCUGUACAGCAGGAGGAGCAUACGUACCCGCAAUGGCUGAUGAAAGUAUUAUCGUGAAGAAACAAGGGACGAUUUUCUUAGGAGGACCACCACUGGUGAAAGCAGCAACUGGUGAGGAAGUUUCUGCUGAAGAUCUUGGAGGCGCUGAUCUUCACUGCAGAAAGUCUGGUGUUACUGAUCACUAUGCCUUGGAUGACUCACACGCACUCCAUCUGGCACGAAAGGUUGUUCGAAGUCUCAACUACCAGAAGAAAUUGGAUGUAACUGUGGAAACCCCAGAAGAACCAUUGUAUUCUGCCGAAGAGUUGUAUGGGAUUGUUGGUGAUAAUCUGAAAAAAAACUUUGAUAUCAAAGAGGUUAUUGCCAGAGUAGUGGAUGCCAGCAGAUUUGAUGAGUUCAAAGCCUUUUAUGGAGACACAUUAAUCACAGGGUUUGCAAGAAUCUUUGGCUAUCCAGUAGGCAUCAUUGGGAACAACGGAGUCCUUUUCUCAGAAUCUGCAAAAAAGGGAACCCACUUUAUUGAGUUGUGCUGCCAGCGAAACAUCCCCCUCAUCUUUCUCCAGAAUAUCACAGGCUUUAUGGUUGGAAGAGAAUAUGAAGCCGGUGGAAUAGCUAAAGACGGAGCCAAAAUGGUAACUGCAGUUGCCUGUGCAAACGUUCCCAAAAUCACUGUCAUAAUUGGUGGUUCCUAUGGCGCUGGAAACUAUGGGAUGUGUGGAAGAGCAUAUAGUCCAAGGUUCCUUUAUAUGUGGCCUAAUGCACGCAUCUCAGUGAUGGGAGGUGAGCAAGCUGCUACUGUUCUGGCUACAAUUACAAAGGACCAAAGAGGGAGGGAAGGAAAAGAGUUCUCUGCAGCCGAUGAAGCAGCAUUGAAGGAGCCGAUUAUCAGGAGGUUUGAGGAGGAAGGCAACCCUUACUACUCCAGUGCCAGACUAUGGGAUGAUGGUAUCAUUGACCCUGCUGAUACCAGGUUGGUGCUGGGUCUGAGUCUCAGUGCUGCUCUCAACGCACCCACCAAGAGAACAAACUUCGGAAUCUUCAGGAUGUGACCUGGGCAUUUAUUUAUUAACACCAAGAUUUCCUGAUUUGCACAUAUGUGAUAUGUGAUAUGGGAACUGAAAAUUACUAACAAAUUGUGAAAUAAAAUGUGCAUUUUUAAUAGCG